Messenger RNA from Symbiodinium necroappetens, 207 nucleotides. The record is from the annotation of a GenBank genome assembly. NCBI's taxonomy places the organism in Eukaryota, Dinophyceae, Suessiales, Symbiodiniaceae.
GCCGGCGAGGCCAGAUCGACCAUCACAGGCUAUGUGGAAAGAGCUUCGACGGGCCGAGAUCGGCCGUUGUCCUCGCGAACUACGCAGUUUCCGUCCGAGGGACAUCGACAGGUCUUCACUUGCGGCUGCGGGCACCUGAGCGCCGAGCUGCUCUGCUCGCUUUUGCUGCAGCGCGGCAUCGCCAGCAUUCUUGACGUUCGUGAGCUG